UUCCGGACAUGGUGGUCGCGUGAGGCGAUCGCGAGAUUCGCGCUGCAACCACCCCCCUCCCCCCCCCCACGCGCACACACACCCGUCAGGUAGAAUUGAGAUGUUGACGUCACAGACGGGGAGUCUGUUACAUCAGCGUAUUGUUGUGCUCUGUAAGCUAGUGGUUUUCACAUCUGCUUCGCAGUCCAGAGGUUAAGGGUUCGAGUCCCGCAUCGGGCCUUAUUGUUAAGUUUGCAUAUUACACUGGCUUCCUCCUACAUUCCAAAAAAACAUGCACGUUAGGUUAAUUAAAGACUGAAUUGACAGAUCGCUUUUAGAGGGGCUGACGACGGUGGUGUGACUCCAUGACCUGAUCAUCAAUUGUUUGGGAGUGGAGCUGAUGAUCACAUCAGUGGCUAAUCAAUGCCCGGAUUUUGACCCAGACGGUUGUUUACUCGGGCUGCGUCGCCGUGGCGACCGCUGCACGCUGCGAAAAAAAAAAAAAAGCGUAGGAAAUAACUGGACUUGCAACACUGAAGCCGAUUCUUCCCAACGGGUGGCCGCUACACUCAACUUGUUGCUAAAGUUAGCUUGUGUGGCUAAAUCGGCGCUCAGCCGGCAUCCCAGCAAUGUAUGUGUGUGCGUGUGAAUGUCUAUUUUUAGCUGCAUGUUGUUUUGACUUUGCUGAUCUUCACCACUUGUACCGUCGCUGAUCAAUAAUCGCACACAAAUGCACACACGCGAGAAUGUCGCCAGGUGACGGCGGCGGCCUGAGGCCAGGGCGUGGGAAGCGCCACGUCGACGAGACGCCAAGGUGGGCUGAGAUGGCGGGUGCUUCGGUCAAGGUGGUGGUGCGCGUGCGCCCGUUCAACGCCAGGGAGACGGGUCGCAACGCCAAGUGUGUCAUCCAGAUGCAGGGCAACACCACCUGCAUCGUCAAUCCCAAACAGUCCAAAGAUGCGGCCAAGAACUUCACUUUUGACCACUCCUACUGGUCGCACACCACGGCCGAAGAUCCUGCCUUUGCAAGCCAGCGUCAGGUGUACAAGGACAUCGGCGAGGAGAUGCUGCUGCACGCCUUCGAAGGUUACAACGUGUGCAUUUUUGCGUACGGCCAGACUGGGGGAGGGAAGAGCUACACCAUGAUGGGCAAGCAGGAAGCCGGGCAGGAGGGCAUCAUUCCGCAGCUGUGCGAGGACUUGUUCCAGAGGACCGGGACCAACGCGGAUCCCGACCUGAAUUAUUCCGUUGAGGUGUCCUACAUGGAGAUAUAUUGCGAGCGCGUCCGGGAUCUAUUGAACCCGAAGUCCCAGGGGACCCUGCGGGUGAGGGAGCACCCCAUCCUGGGGCCGUACGUGGAAGACUUGUCCAAACUGGCCGUGACCGGAUUCCCUGACAUCCGCGACCUAAUGGAUGCCGGGAACAAAGCCCGGACGGUGGCGGCCACGAACAUGAAUGAGACGUCGUCCCGCUCCCACGCCGUCUUCACAAUUGUCUUCAGCCAGCGGCGCCGAGAUGUCGUGACCCAGCUGGACACGGAAAAGGUCAGCAAGAUCAGUCUUGUGGACCUGGCGGGAAGCGAACGCGCCGACUCCUCAGGGGCCAAAGGUACCCGACUCAAGGAAGGAGCCAACAUCAACAAGUCUCUCACCACGCUGGGAAAAGUCAUCUCCGCUCUGGCCGACAUGCAGAGCAGCAAGAAGCGGAAGAGCGACUUUAUUCCCUACAGAGACUCGGUGCUGACGUGGCUCCUCAAAGAGAACCUGGGCGGAAACUCUCGCACGGCCAUGAUCGCCGCUCUCAGUCCUGCCGACAUCAACUACGAAGAAACCCUCAGCACUUUGAGGUACGCCGACCGAGCCAAGCAGAUCCGCUGCAACGCCAUUAUCAAUGAAGACCCCAACGCCAAAUUGAUCCGAGAGCUGAAAGGGGAAGUGGAACGACUCCGGAGCCUUCUCUUCGCUCAGGGCCUGCACGAGCUCAUCCACAACCAGGCCAACAACAAUGGCUCCUCCUCAGCGGGCGUAUCCUCACCGUUGACAAUCACAGCCAAUGGGACGGCCGAGCCGAAAGACUCCGCCUCCUCAGGUGCGUUUGAACUCAAUGAGUCAGCUGCUGUCAAUCAUCUUUCGGCCGGGGAGGAGGAGGUUGCCACGGAGACCAUCAGUAAAGAGGAGGCAGCUGAGAGACUGCUGGAGACAGAGAAGAUCAUGGCUGAGCUCAACGAGACUUGGGAGGAGAAGUUAAGGAAGACGGAAUCCAUACGUUUAGAGAGGGAGUCGCUCUUGGCCGAGAUGGGCGUGUCCAUUAAAGAAGAUGGAGGGACUCUUGGGGUCUUCUCUCCUAAAGGAACUCCUCACCUGGUCAACCUGAACGAGGACCCUCUCAUGUCCGAGUGCCUCCUGUACUAUAUCAAAGAAGGAUUCACCAGGGUGGGACAGCAGGACGUGGACAUCAAGCUGUCCGGUCACUUCAUCAAAGAGAUCCAUUGUGUGUUUGUGAGUGAGACCAACGAGCAAGGAGAAGUGGUGGUCACGCUGGAGCCGCUGGUGGGGGCGGAGACUUACGUCAACGGGAAACAGAUCACGGAAGCGGCGGUCCUCAAGCAAGGGAACCGCAUCGUGAUGGGCAAGAACCACGUGUUCCGCUUCAACCACCCGGAGCAGGCGCGGCUGGAGCGGGAGCGCAGCGUCACGGCCGAGCAGCAGGGGGAACCAGAGGACUGGACCUAUGCUCAGAGGGAGCUCCUGGAGAAGCAAGGCGUCGACAUCAAACUGGACAUGGAGAAGAGGCUCCAGGACAUGGAAUCGCAGUAUCGCAAGGAGAAGGAAGAGGCUGACCUGCUGCUGGAGCAACAGCGGCUGUACGCGGAUAGCGAUAGCGGAGAUGAUUCCGACAAACGCUCGUGCGAGGAAAGCUGGAGACUUAUCUCCUCCCUCAGAGAGAAACUACCUGCCAACAAGGUGCAGUCUAUCGUGAAGCGAUGCGGUCUCCCGAGCAGCGGCAAGAGGAGGGAGCCUCAAAGAGUUUAUCAGAUUCCUCAAAGGAGGCGGAUCAGCAAAGACCCCAAGCGCGUAACCAUGGAGGAUCUGCGCUUGCAGGCUGUCAAAGAGAUCUGCUACGAGGUGGCGCUGGGAGACUUCCGACACUCCCGCCAGGAGAUCGAGGCGCUGGCCAUCGUCAAGAUGAAGGAGCUGUGUCGCAUGUACGCCAAGAAGGACGCCAACGAGAAGGACAACUGGAAGGCGGUGGCGCAGGACGUGUGUGACACGGUGGGCAUCGGGGAGGAGAGGAGCCCCCCUUCGGAAGAGGGGGGAGGAGGCGGAGAGGCCGGGGAAGGGGUGAAGGCCUACGACCUGAAGGCUCACAUUGACAAGCUGACGGACAUCUUGGAGGAAGUGAAGCUGCAGAACAACAUGAAGGAUGAGGAGAUCAAAGCGCUGCAUGAUCGAAUGAUAAAGAUGGAGAGCGUCAUACCCGUCAAGAUGGAGGACGCCUCGCCCGACCAGAACGAACAGGUGAACAGCGAAGACGGGGGCGUGGCUCCCCAAAGGGAGGACAGAGUGCAGCGUCUCAUGGACGAGGAUCCAGCGUUCAGGAGAGGGCGCCUCCGCUGGCUGAAGCAGGAACAGCAGCGGAUCGUCAACCUUCAGCAGCAGAACAUCGGCAAGAAGCUGCGAGGCCUCAACCAGGGCGAACAAGGUCAACAAGUACACCUCCCCGGGACGGGCCGCUUCAUCCCUCCUCAGGACUGCAAGCUCAAGUUCCCCUUCAAGAGCAACCCAGCACACCGCUUUUCCUGGGGACCGGCCAGCGCCGCCCUGCAGGCGCUGGGUCUGGGGGAGGGGGGGCUCCCGGCGGAGGGGAGGGGAGGAGUUGAGAUAGGGGGGAACGAAGCAACCCCGCCCCCCCUCCCUUUCCAGGCCCCAACCCCACACAUUCGUAGCCCAAGUCCGCAACGCGCCUGGCAACAGCGCAACCACGGCAACAAGCAGCAGCAGCAGCCUCGCUACCGCCGAAACUCGUUCGAUGGCUCCGCCCCCGGCAACGGUAACUACGAGCAGCAACAAAGGGGCGGAGCUCACCAAGGAAGACCAAGACAGAGGAGGGGGCCGUCGCCCGGGCCGGGCGGACAGUGGGGUGGAGGGGAUGCGGGCUUCCAUUACAACCAACAUCCUCCUCCCCAACGUCCUCCUCAUCAUCAGCAUUUUCAUCAUCCGUACUACAACACCCACAAUGCACCAUUCCCAAACUACCACGCCACCCUACCCCCUCCUCCUCAAAUCCUCCUGGGCCCGCCCCUGAACGGAUGGGGCUUCACCACGCCGCCGCGUAUGAGACGACAGUUCAGCGAGCCGGACCUCAACAACCAGCAAGCGCCCUCUGACCUCUGAACUCUGAGCUUGGGUUCGCUACUCCUACAUGCUGUAUACGAUAAACCCCCCGCAAGGACCAGCAGCCCAGUCGCGAAGAAGCCGCAAUCCCUCGAUACUCCCCCUAAAAAUGCUUUGAAUUGCCUAAAUGAGUAGUGUAAAACAAACUAGAUCCCAAAAGACCCGAAUAGCAAUUCAAACACAUUUGGGGAUGGGCAAGUAUCGAUACAAGGUAUCGAUAUCGUGCCGAUACCGGCCUUAUUUCAAGGUAUCGGGUACUCAUGAAGGCUGCCGAUACCAGCCACCGAUACGGCGGUUUGACACAUCGGCAAAUCAUCCUGUGGGUCAGAAAGAAAGAAAGGUCUUUCUUCACAAUUGGCUGUCAUUGUGUUAAUUGAAAUUUUAUGUAUCAAAAGUGGUAUCAGUAUUGUUGAGUACUAAAGAGUGAAUACUCAUGCUGGUAUCGGUCUAAAAAAAGUCGUAAGGAACAUCCCUAAAACUCCUCUUACAACAUCUGUAUGUAUUAAUAAAUACAUACAGAUGAUUUCAGAAGAGCGAAAAUAAAUAACCCGGGCUAAACGUAGCUCCUCCCCAACACACAUAAAAAAAAUCUUAAAAUGGUUGAGAUGUGUCCAUCCAUCCGUUUUCUUUACCGCUUAUCCUCACUCGGGUCGCGGGCUGCUGUAGCCUAUCCCAGCUAUCUCCGGGCGGGAGGCAGGGUACACCCUGAACCGGUCGCCAGCCAAUCGCAGAGCACAUAGAAACAAACAACCAUUCACACUCACAUUCACACCUAUGGGCAAUUUAGACCCCUCAAUCAACCUACCACGCAUGUUUUUGGGAUGUGGAAGGAAACCGGAGUGCCCGGAGAAACCCCACCCAGGCACGGGGAGAACAUGCAAACUCCACACAGGCGGGGCCGGGAUUUGAACACCGGUCCCCAGAACUGUGAGGCAGAUGUGUCACUUCAGCAUAAUUCCUUGACACCAAUUACUACUUUGUGAUUAUCAAGCGCUUUGGUGUCAUCGAAGUGUUAUGGAAAGUGUACAAAAUAUGCCGGAAAGCUGCGAAUAGGUGAUUUUUACAGCAAAGAAUGGAAGAGAGGUUCCUCAAAAAAAUCAAAGCGAAUAGGUGAAUUUUUUAAUGGUGAACCACGAAUAUGCGGGUGAUUAUUAGUGUGUGUAUGCCGUUGCCAUGGAAACAGGUCAUGUGCACAGGAGUUUUGACUUGAUGGUGGUCAUGUGAUCACGUAAGCUCCUGUGGCUUACUGCUGUUAGCUUGUUUUUGUUUUGUUUUUCUUUGAAUUUUUAGCCCAGGAGAGGGAAGGCACUCGAACGCAUUGGCGACAUUGUGUACAAUUAUGAAGGCAAACGACGACAUGUACAGAAUGGCUUCCAAAGUUAGCGCGUUAGCCAGCCGCCUGCUAACCAGUCAAACCAAAGACGCUGACACGGUUUUCGUGUACGUUUGAGAUGGAUUGUGGGAAACAGAACAAGUCGGGACGAUUACUGGAAUGCGAAAGUGAAGUUUGUGGAGUUUAAUACAUGGAAUCAUAAUUUGGGAGUUUUGGGAGCUGAAAGUGUCGAAGGCUGAGCUGUAGAUUUUUUUCCCAUUUUUAUUUUUUGAGGCCUCGCACCACAGUCAUGUUAGCCAAUGCCGGGAUCAACAAGUCCCCGCUGAGCAUGAUGGGAAAUGACGACCAUGCCUUUAGUGUAACCUCGCGUGUGCUUUCUAACCUCAUUCUCACUCAUAUUAUUAUUCAUUUGGUUAUUAUUAUCAGAAUAAUACUCUUCAAGUGGGGGAUUCUUUUGGGUGCUCCUUAUCAAUGUGUAUGUGAACGAGUGUGUGUACGUGUGUGUGUGUGCGGUUACUUUAGAAUCACAAAGUGAAGAUUGUUUGACUUCUAUAAAAGCUGUUGUUUUUGUCAUCGUCUCUGAACGUUUUAUUUUGUGUUGAACCCCACACCUCAAAAGACUGGACCCCAAUAAACACUACAGCUUCACAACUUCAA
Phyllopteryx taeniolatus (common seadragon) is the source of this 6363-nucleotide messenger RNA. Its product is annotated as kinesin-like protein KIF1C. Gene Ontology annotation, biological process: microtubule-based movement. The record is from RefSeq and is a predicted model, not a curated record. Gene Ontology annotation, molecular function: microtubule motor activity; ATP binding; microtubule binding. The transcript has 27 exons. NCBI's taxonomy places the organism in Eukaryota, Metazoa, Chordata, Actinopteri, Syngnathiformes, Syngnathidae. The coding region runs from base 726 to 4373 and encodes 1215 amino acids.